AAAUAAACUAUCAGCUGUUUCUGUCAAUUUAGCUAUCAAAAAGUAUCCUCAUUUAUAAAUAACCUCGAACUGAAAUGAAUGUAUUAAAAAAUCAUGGAACUUGAAUACCUUCAAACUACGGAGCCGACGAGUACACAUAAACUAUCGCCCAUUGGAAAAGCUUUAAUAUAUACAACAGGCGGCUUAGCAGUCGGAGUUAGCAUCAUUUGUAUUCCUUUCGUGUCUCCUGCCUUCAGAAAGAUUUGUUUGCCUUAUGUGCCUGCUACUACAGAUCAAAUACUUGGAGUUACAAAGGCGUUAGCAGGGCGAAGUGGUAGACUGCUAGAUGUUGGAUCAGGGGAUGGAAGAAUUGUAAUUACAGCUGCUAAACUCGGAUUCAAAGCUGAAGGAGUAGAACUGAACCGUUGGUUGGUCUAUUACGCAAGAAUAGCGUCUCUCUUAGACAAUCAAUGCCGCGGCUCAAAGUUCUAUAGAAAGGAUUUGUGGAAAUUUGACAUGAAACCUUAUGAGAACAUAGUGAUAUUUGGAGUGGAACAAAUGAUGAAACAGUUUGAGAAGAAAUUGCUUGAAGAAGCUAACCCAGGCACUGUGGUAGUUGCAUGUAGAUUCCCUCUUCCAAAUAUGGUACCUGUGGAAACUCAUGGCCAUGGUGUUGAUACUGUGUGGAAAUAUGUUGUGAAUAGAUAAUGAACAAAGCAUUUUUAAAUAAUAUUCUAUUAGAUUCUUAUAAUAUAAUAAUAUACAAUAAAAGCUUAA
Messenger RNA from Pectinophora gossypiella (pink bollworm), 756 nucleotides. Its product is annotated as ATP synthase subunit C lysine N-methyltransferase. Lineage: Eukaryota; Metazoa; Arthropoda; Insecta; Lepidoptera; Gelechiidae. Bases 94 to 687 code for a protein of 197 amino acids. Gene Ontology annotation, biological process: peptidyl-lysine trimethylation; positive regulation of proton-transporting ATP synthase activity, rotational mechanism; regulation of mitochondrial ATP synthesis coupled proton transport. The record is from RefSeq and is a predicted model, not a curated record. The transcript has a single exon. Gene Ontology annotation, molecular function: protein-lysine N-methyltransferase activity. Gene Ontology annotation, cellular component: mitochondrion.